Messenger RNA from Rubroshorea leprosula, 952 nucleotides. NCBI's taxonomy places the organism in Eukaryota, Viridiplantae, Streptophyta, Magnoliopsida, Malvales, Dipterocarpaceae. The record is from the annotation of a GenBank genome assembly.
CAUCUUCUUUUAUAUUUCUCUCACACACUAAUGGCGAUAAUUGGCUUCAAACUCCUUCUCCAUCUUCUCCUCUCCUCUUUGGGGAUAUUAAGUUCUGCGACGGUUAUAACUCUCGAAAAUCAUUGCAGCUAUACAAUAUGGCCCGGUACUCUCGCCGCUGUUGGGGCUGCGAUUCUCGGUGGCGGUGGAUUCGAAUUGGCACCCGGUGCAUCAGUCCAGUUCCCAGUCCCACCAGGGUGGUCUGGCCGUUUUUGGGCGAGAACCGGCUGCUCGUUUGACGAGUCCGGUAACGGAAGGUGCGUCACUGGCGACUGCGGUGGCGUGCUCAAGUGUAACGGAUAUGGGGCAACACCAGUCUCUCUCGUGGAAUUCACAGUUGCGGGCAAUACGAAUUCCAAGGAUUUCUACGACGUCAGCCUUGUGGACGGUUACAAUGUGGCUUUAGGUGUCAGACCGGUUGGUGGCGGUUCCGGGGAUUGUCAGUACGCGGGAUGCGUGGCGGAUCUCAAUGCGAAUUGCCCAGCGGAAUUACAGGUCGUGGAGUCGGGUUCCGUCGUGGCGUGCAAGAGCGCCUGCGCGGCAUUCAGUACGUCGGAGUACUGCUGCACUGGCGACCACGCCACGCCGCAGACCUGCUCGCCGACGCAGUACUCGGCGAUGUUCAAGAGUGCGUGCCCCACCGCGUACAGUUACGCUUACGACGACGCUUCUAGUACUUGUACCUGCUCCGGAUCGGACUAUUUGAUCGCUUUUUGUGGGCAAUGAGUACAAUCCAUGAAUCCAUAUUAUUGUUUCUGUAUUUGUUCUCUCUUUAAGCUGGUUUUUUUUUUUUUUUAAUUAGAAUAUUACCAAUUGUUACUAUAUUUUAUGAAGUCUUUAUUUAUUAGAUGAUACUUUUACAUUUUGUUUUUAAAUUAGAGUAAUAGUUAGGGAAGAAAAGAGGUAUCCUAUA